Messenger RNA from Hymenoscyphus albidus, 1413 nucleotides. The record is from the annotation of a GenBank genome assembly. Lineage: Eukaryota; Fungi; Ascomycota; Leotiomycetes; Helotiales; Helotiaceae.
CUCCCUCCGGACUAUCCAUGGAUAUAUUUUCUUGACGUCGUUGCAGACCAUACUCGAGCCCGAGGAUGUUGCUGAACAUUGCCAUCGCAUCCAUAUCGCCCUCUGCCUCUGGCACUUGAUCCAAAGUAUCGCAGCAUCUCGAGAUGUCUCUCGCCAAAGUCAAGCACAUCGUUCUUGUAAGUAUCACCGCACCACACCGCACCCACCACCACGGACGGGCCAAAACACAUUCAAACACCCCUCUAACAAAGCCCGCAGGUCCUCUCGGGCAAGGGUGGCGUGGGGAAAUCAUCCGUCACCACCCAACUUGCCCUCUCCCUCGCCCUCACCGGCCACUCGGUUGGGAUUCUUGAUAUCGACCUCACUGGACCUUCCAUUCCCCGUUUGUUUGGCAUCGAAGGCGCAAAAGUCACACAGGCACCCGGCGGAUGGGUGCCGGUCCCAGUCCAUGCUGCGAACCCCGCGGCAGGCAUUGGCUCUCUGGCGUGCAUGAGCCUGGGCUUCUUGCUGCGAGAGAGGGGUGACGCCGUGGUCUGGCGUGGUCCCAAGAAGACAGCCAUGGUGCGCCAAUUCUUGUCAGAUGUCUUAUGGGGCGAGCUUGAUUAUCUCUUAAUCGAUACUCCUCCAGGAACGUCAGACGAACAUAUUUCGCUGGCAGAAACUCUUCUCAAGAACGCAUUUCCAGGACAAGUCGCUGGAGCCGUGGUGGUAACGACCCCUCAAGCGGUGGCGACGGCCGAUGUCAAGAAAGAGCUGAACUUUUGUGUCAAAACGGGCAUCAAUGUCAUCGGAGUGGUGGAAAAUAUGAGUGGCUUCGUGUGCCCCAAUUGCUCCGAGUGCACCCAUAUUUUCAGUGAAGGCGGUGGCAGAAUCAUGGCGGAAGACUUCAAAGUCAACUUCUUAGGAGUCGUCCCCAUUGAUCCCCAAUUCAUCAUGUUGGUCGAGACGGGAAGAAUACCAGUGUAUCCCGAAGGAACCAUGGUGAAAGGAGAAGCUUUGGCGAAGAACCAGAACAUCAAGGAACCCAGUGAGUCUAGUCCACUGGUCGAAAAGUACACGAAAUGCUCCUUGCAGCCAGUUUUUCGAGAUAUCGCUCGAGAUGUUGUUGCAGCUGUGAGGAGAGGGACCUCAUGACACAAUAACGAAUACGAUCCCACAAAUACUGCAGGUUCAUGGGUCACGGAAAGAUUUGGUGACGGUUCCUGCAUGGCGACGACGUUUGGGUUACAUCUCGAUGCAGAGUACAGCUUCAUGGAUUCGUGGCAACCAUCAGACUCUGGCAUUGGGUUUAUGUCUUGAUCAGGGAUGUCCCUUAUCGUGGGCAAAUGGACGAGCUUCAAAAGCCCUGAAUGCUUAGAUAUUAUUAUUGACCUUGAGAGGUCCCCAGUACCGUGCUUCUGGAAAGUAAUCACG